AUGACCGAAAUGAGCGAGAAGGAGAACGAACCGGAUGACGCGGCCACCCACACCCCCCCGGGGACCGUCUCCGUCCUCCAAGAAACCAAGCUCCAGCGGUUCAAGCGCUCUCUUUCCCUCAAGACCAUCCUUCGAAGUAAGAGUGUGGAGAACUUCUUCCUUCGCUCAGGCUCUGAGCUCAAGUGCCCCACCGAGGUGCUGCUGACGCCCCCAACCCCGCUGCCCUCUUCCUCCCCACCACGGGCGUCCACAGAUAGGGGCCUGCCCACCCCAGCACCAUCCCCCUGCCCCGUCCCACGCCCCCUGGCAUCACUCAAACCAGUGAGGCUGCACAGCUUCCAGGAACAUGUCUUCAAGCGAGCCAGCCCCUGUGAGCUGUGCCACCAGCUCAUUGUGGGAAACUCCAAGCAGGGCUUGCGGUGUAAGACAUGCAAAGUCAGCGUCCACCUCUGGUGCUCUGAGGAGAUCUCCCACCAGCAAUGCCCAGUCAAGACAUCUUCCUCCUUCCGUCGCAACUUCAGCUCCCCCCUCCUGGUACAUGAGCCUCCACCAGCCUGUGCCACAAGCAGAGAGUCCCCACCCACUGGGGCCAGCUGGAAGGUGGACCCCAUCUACGAGACCCUACGCUAUGGCACCUCCUUGGCACUGAUGAACCGCUCCAGCUUCAGCAGCACCUCUGAGUCCCCCACACGGAGCCUGAGUGAGAGGGAAGAGUUGACUGAGGAUGGAGAAAGCAGCGUCCGCAGCUCUGAGGAGGGCCCAGGUGACAAUGCAUCUACAGUAUUCACAGCUCCCACAGAGAGCGAAGGGUCAGGACCAGAGGAGAAGAGCCCUGGACAGCAGCCCCCCAAACAGCCCCUGCGGAAGGACGUGGGGCCCAUGUACUCCUAUGUUGCACUCUACAAGUUUCUACCCCAGGAGAGCAACGACCUGGCUCUGCAGCCUGGAGAUCGGAUCAUGCUGGUGGACGACUCUAACGAGGACUGGUGGAAGGGCAAGAUCGGCGACCGUGUUGGCUUCUUCCCAGCCAAUUUUGUGCAGCGGGUGAGGCCAGGCGAGAAUGUUUGGCGCUGCUGCCAGCCCUUCUCCGGGAAUAAGGAACAAGGCUACAUGAGCCUCAAGGAGAACCAGAUCUGUGUGGGCGUGGGCAGGAGCAAGGAUGCUGACGGCUUCAUCCGCGUCAGCAGCGGCAAGAAGCGAGGCCUCGUGCCAGCCGACGCCCUGACCGAGAUCUGA
Messenger RNA from Miniopterus natalensis, 1236 nucleotides. It is a transcript of the gene STAC2, whose product is annotated as SH3 and cysteine rich domain 2. Gene Ontology annotation, molecular function: protein binding. The record is from RefSeq and is a predicted model, not a curated record. Lineage: Eukaryota; Metazoa; Chordata; Mammalia; Chiroptera; Miniopteridae. Gene Ontology annotation, biological process: skeletal muscle contraction; positive regulation of protein localization to plasma membrane; positive regulation of voltage-gated calcium channel activity.